Messenger RNA from Petromyzon marinus (sea lamprey), 3817 nucleotides. The record is from RefSeq and is a predicted model, not a curated record. Lineage: Eukaryota; Metazoa; Chordata; Hyperoartia; Petromyzontiformes; Petromyzontidae.
CGAAGGCUCGCUCACACGAGGUCUCAGGACAGACCCAGGUGCCAUGGGUUGGCUUUGACUGAUAUGACUGGUAGAUGUACCAGCUGUACCUCCCACACUUUCACACACACACACAAUGUUCGUACACACGCAAACACUCCCAGCACGAGGCCGACUCAUUAUAUCUGGCGGAGAAUCGCUCCUCUGUUCUACAGUUCAGUUUGCAACUGCGAGAUUGCACUUUAAAUGAAUGCUACUUUUUAUAUAAUGGAAGCUGGUUUGUAAGUACGGGCGUUCGUAAGUCGAGGGUUCCUGUAUUGUCCAUUUGUAGAGAGACAUGGACCAUCAAUAGACUCUGUGUGUCUCGUGCUGUUAGGAGAGAGACAUGGACCCUCAUGAGACUCUGUGUGUCUCAUGCUGUGAGUGUAGAUAGACAUGGAUCCUCAUUAGACUGUGUUUCAUGCUGUGUGUGUAGAGAGACAUGGACCCUCAUUAGACUCUGUGUGUCUCGUGCUGUGAGUGUAGAGAGACUUGGACCCUCAUUAGAGUCUGUGUCCGUCCUGUGCUGUGAGUGCAGGAGGAGCUCAGUCUCCCAGGAGACUCAGGAUGACCCAGCGCCCAUCUCCUGCGGUCUGAACCUCGCAAAAGUCAUCUCAGUGGGCGGCGUCCAAACUAAACUUCUGUCUUUUCUCGGUGGACGCUCACCGACUCUGGACACAAACUCAGCCCACAACCGCCUCCAGAUUUCCUCGGAUCUCAGGACGGUGAUGGUGAGCGGUGUCCCCCAGAGUCGCCCCCAUCACCCACACCGCUUUGAUGUCUGGGGACAAGCCCUGUGCUCUGAGAGCUUCUCGUCGGGUCAGCACUACUGGGAGGUGGACGUGGGGAGCGUGGAGUUGUGUCGGGUUGGAGUCGCGUACGGCACGAUCCCACGGAGAGGGAGUGGUGAUGAGUGCCUCCUGGGAGGGAAUGACGUCUCCUGGUGUCUGCAGAAACUUGGCGACAGCUUCUCAGUGCAUCAUGGCGGGGUAGUGACGUCACUGUCAGUGCCGGAGCCUCAAGGGAGAGUCGGGGUCCAUCUCGACUGGGACGCGGGGCUGCUGUCGUUUUACAGCGCAGACUCCAUGGCGCCGUUGCACUCGUUUCACCAAACCUUUGAUCAGCCCCUACAUCCUGGGCUUUUGGUUGGGUGGGGUAAAUUUGGUGACUCAGUGAGGAUUGUGGAUCUGAGUGGUGCGUCCUGAGAGCGGUGAACGUGAACAGCAUGGAGGGCAGACACCACGACGCACGGUGCUCGUCAGCCUCAUCACCAUCACGCACAGUGCCACGCCUGUGACUGGCUGGUGGCUGUCGGUGGCGAGGGGCUGUGUGGCUCUCCAUCACAAUGGGGGGCUGAGCGUAAACAAUCCUCGCAACUUUUCUAAGGGGGUGAUAAAAUAAGUACUGCUCUGUGUUUGAAGCCAAAGUGGAUAUAUUCACCCUGUCAGAGGAGUGUAGCUGUAGUGUAGGGGUGUCAGUGAUUAGCAUUGGUGAACUGGGAUGUUGUGGGGGCUACCGUCCCCCGCCAUCACCAAAUUGUCGGGGCCGCUGUCCCCCGACUCCCCCAUUACAUUCAUACUCCUACCCCCUGGCAGUUCUGUAGGGUUCGGGUUACCGACCCCCGACUCCUCGCCCCCCUGUACCCCUGACUGUGUUGUCAACCGCGUAGGCAUGGCUCAAUUAGUGGGCUUGGACGCUUUACGCUUGCGGCGCGCUAUGCGGGUUCAGUGGCGGCGUGCUGCGGUGAGCGUGUUCGUGAAGCAGGACUCCGUCCCGCGCGUGAACAAACGGGCACGGCAUACCGAUGCGUGACUCCCGUACGCAAACAAAUGGGUGCGGUGUGCCGACGCGUGAUUCCCUCACACACACGCUCUACGCACCCAGGCAAUAGCAAACCCGACGCCGCUACCUGCCCAGCCCCGUACACCAAUCACACUCGAGGGAGUUGGGGUUCGGGGGUGAGAGGGAAAGGGCGUUUUGCCGUGCACGCGCCGCUGAUUGGAGGGAGCCACUCCGCUCCGAUUUAAAGGUCCGUUUAAACAGCCGUGCGUAUACGCGCACACCAGGCGCUUAGCUCUCUGCUUCGCUACAAACAACCGCGCUUGCACACGACCGCAAGACCCUCCCGUAAACAGUCGCACGGGUACGCAAACGCCAAGCACUCCCGUAAACAGCCGCGUAGGCAUGCGCACACUAAGUACUCCGCCUCGUUGUAAGCAACCGUGCGUGCACGCGAUCACCAGACGCUACACUCCCUUAUUCGCCGCAAACAGCCGCGUAUGCGCGCGAGCACAAAACACUCUGCCUCCCUCUUCGUACUCACAGCGACCAUGACACAGUUUUAUCCUCUAUUAGCGGUUUUAUUCCCCGCGAAUAUCCCGCAUAACUGCGUGUGUCUGUGUGAGUCAGCAGGCCCUCCUAGCUUAUCCUUCGGGAAUCCACGGCUCAAUUUAUCCUGCCAAUCGCUCCACUUUCUACCCUCGAUUAAAUAGCCCCACACUCACCUCUCUCUCUUACUCACGCUUACUUCCACUCUGAUGCGCUGGAAGUUGUAGAAGGACGAUGCUAUGGGUCGUCUCCGUAGAAGGUGGUGCCUGGCUGUGCUGAAACUCGUCACACGGACGAUCCGAACGGCCGGCUCCGAUGCUCCGUGGACUUUGAUGACUGGGAGAACUUAGUCUUUACUGUCUCAAUCACCUGCCUUUUAUCCUACCUAUCACAAAAGGCAUUCCGCGGACCCUGCACUUGCUCACCCGUGCCCUUUUGUCCAAUCGGAGGCUGAGAUAUUUCUGUCCCUUUGACAUUCAGAUCCCUAAUCCCACCGAUAACAAAAGGCAUUCAGUUGUUACUGCACUCGUGCCCCUCUGUCCAAUCGGAGGCUGAGAGAUUUCUGUUCCUCUGACAUUUGGGAUCCGUAAUCUCACCUAUAACAAAAGGCAUUCAGUUGCUUCCGCAGUCAUGCCGCCCUGUCCAUUCAGAUGUCUGAAUGUUCCUGUCCCGUUUUUAUUUGGAUCCGUAAUCUCACCUAUAACAAAAGGCAUUCAGUUCCUAAUGCUAUCUCUAACAGCAGGCAUUCAGUUCCGUACGCCCCUUGGCCUCCUGCCCAAUCGGAGGCCCGGCUUUUCCCGCCUUCUCCGGUACUUUGAUCAUGCUCUGGUGAUGUCACCGUGGUGGUUUCUCGAACGUUCGCUCUCCAUUCUUCUCGCUAUCGGCCCACUGACUCAUGUUUGUGUGUGUGCGGUUUUCACUCGCGGUGGCUCUACGGCCUCCGCUGUGACCAUGUAACUUUAAUAUCAGGUCACGGUGCCGCGGUGUAUGUCAGCCUCGGGGGUAGAUGGCCCAAUUUCCCGGCCGCAGGAACCAUGAAGCUUGAUCCCAUUAGGGGCUUCUGGAUAAAAACCUGUCGGCCAGGUGACCUUCCCUUCCGGUUCUACGUGGGAUGUGCGUGCAUUCGUGUGGGUGGGUGGCGGCGAGGGCGCGUAGCGUCGUCACUGUGGUAAGUGCGGCCCCGAUGGAGCGGCACCACAAGCGGCGGCGGCACCACAAGCGGACGUCUGAGAGAGCACCGGCCUCGGGAGAGUGGCGGGGAAUCCGAGGCACCGGUGGCGGCGUCGCGGCGGUGGGUACAGCCCCGACGGAGCGGCUCCGCUGCGGCGGCACCACAAUGUGUUUCUACAACAACAAUAAUGUUAAUUUUAAAAAAAAUAUAUAAAUGUACGCGUACGACAGUGGCGUUGUAACGCUUGGAUCGUCGAUUCUACAAUAAAAUAUAGAGCACAAACAACAACAAUGUAGUUGU